Messenger RNA from Kwoniella botswanensis, 246 nucleotides. RefSeq lists its product as uncharacterized. The record is from RefSeq and is a predicted model, not a curated record. The transcript has a single exon. The coding region runs from base 1 to 246 and encodes 81 amino acids. Lineage: Eukaryota; Fungi; Basidiomycota; Tremellomycetes; Tremellales; Cryptococcaceae.
AUGUCCAAUCAAGCCAAUACUACUACUCCCGAAGAAUCCGAUCCCGACGUAACUUACCUUCCAGGAGUGACGAUCCACCACGGGCCACGCGACUACGCUGCUAUUCGCGAUGGAAAGAUGUACGGAGUGCAAAAAGGUAGUGAGAAUUGGAAGAUCGUUCAUGCGAUGGUAGAGAAAGACAUCAAGGAUCCGAGUAUAAUGGAUACCAUCAUUAGAUUGGCGGAUGAUGUUACGGAAGGGUAUUGA